Molecule: messenger RNA, 1790 nt
Organism: Panicum virgatum (switchgrass)
Lineage: Eukaryota; Viridiplantae; Streptophyta; Magnoliopsida; Poales; Poaceae
Product: protein DETOXIFICATION 56-like
Exons: 1
Coding region: 66-1667 (533 amino acids)
Biological process (GO): xenobiotic detoxification by transmembrane export across the plasma membrane
Cellular component (GO): membrane
Molecular function (GO): xenobiotic transmembrane transporter activity; antiporter activity
Source: RefSeq, a predicted model, not a curated record
GCAAAGAUAAGAUAGAUGCGGCCGUUACAGGAUAGCACUGAGCAGAGCACCAUACAUACGUAUUUAUGUCAGUAUGCGUGUAUGUCCAAAUAAAAAAGGGAACUGCUUGCACACGCAUCCAUCACAUUUCCUCUCCCUCCCUUGCUCCCUUUCCAAAUUAUUAUCUAUCACGCACAUCAGCGAUCGAGUUUGCAUUGCAUUCGGGGCUUGCCAUGGCCAAACCCAUCUCUGCCGUGGCCGCCGAGGUGCGCGCGCAGCGCGGCAUCGCCCUCCCCCUCAUCGCCAUGAACCUCACCUGGUUCGCCAAGCUCGCCGUCAGCACCGCCUUCCUGGGCCGCCUCGGCGACCUCGAGCUGGCCGCCGGCACGCUCGGCUACAGCUUCGCCAAUGUCACCGGCUUCGCCGUCCUCACCGGCCUCUGCGGCGCCAUGGAGCCCAUCUGCGGCCAGGCGCACGGCGCCAGGAACGUGGCCCUCCUCCGCCGGACGCUGCUCAUGGCCACCCUCAUGCUCCUCGCCGCCUCCGUCCCCAUCGCGCUCCUCUGGGCGCGCGUCGACGCCGUGCUCCUGCGCUUGGGCCAGCAGCCCGACAUCGCCGCCGCGGCCAGGGCCUACGUGCUCGGCCUCCUCCCGGACCUCGCCGUCACCUCCCUGCUCAGCCCGCUCAGGGCCUACCUCAGCUCGCAGGAGGUGACGCUGCCCACGCUGGUGGCCGCCGCCCUGGGGCUCGCCCUCCACAUCCCACUCACCGUCCGCCUCUCCGCGAGGAUGGGCAUCCGGGGCGUGGCCGCCGCCGUCUGGCUCAGCGACCUCGCCGUGGCGGCCAUGCUCGCCGCCUACGUGGCCGCAUACGAGCUGAUCCUGCGCGGCCGGGUCCGGGACACGGACACCACCACCACCAGCUGGCUCGCGCUGCUCCGGCUGGCGCUGCCCUGCUGCCUCAACACGUGCCUCGAGUGGUGGUCCUACGAGAUCCUGGUGCUCCUGACUGGCCGCCUCCCCGACGCGCGCCGCAUGGUGGCCGUCGUCGCCGUCACGCUCAACCUGGACUACCUCCUCUUCGCCGGCAUGCUGUCCCUGUCCGUGAGCGCCUCCGUGCGCGUGUCCAACGAGCUGGGCGCCGGGGACGCGGCCCUGGCGCGCCGCGCCGCCAGGGUGUCGGUGGCGGGCGGCGCGGUGGCCGGCGUGGCGGGCGGGCUGCUCAUGCUGGCGGCGCGGCGGCCGUGGGCGCGCCUGUACACGCGCAGCCCGGAGGUCCGCGACGGCGUGGCGAGGGCCAUGGAGGUGAUGGCGGCGCUGGAGGUGGUCAACUUCCCUCUCAACGUGUGCGGCGGCAUCGUGCGGGGCACGGCGCGGCCACUUCUGGGCAUGUACGCGGUGGUCGCCGGCUUCUACGUGGUGGCGCUGCCGGUGGGCGUGGCGCUGGGGUUCAAGGCCCGCCUCGGGUUGGAGGGCCUCCUGGCGGGAUUCCUGGUGGGCGCCGCCGCGAGCCUGGCGGUGCUGGUGGCGGUGAUCGUGCGCAUGGACUGGGCGGCGGAGGCAGACAAGGCGCGGAGGCGGGCCGCCGGCGGGGGCGCCAUUCGCGAUCGCGACGAGGACAGCAACAAGCACGCCGCGCCCGCCGCGCCGCUAUCGUCAGACUGCAACUGCAAUGCUGCAGUUUGUUAAUUUAGUUACGGAGAACAUAUUAGGUGCAAAUUAAUUUUUUUUGUCAAAUUGUGCAAAUUUCAAUCUGGACCACUACAUCAACAUCCAAGAGACAUAAGAGCUCUUGUAUCUAUGAAUAGCUAA